GAUCACUGCAGCUUCUUCCGAUAUUUCGCUUACGUAACAAUCCGACAAGGCGAAUCUUCCUUUGGGGUUCCCAUAACCUUCUUGUUCUUAUAUUCCCCCGCUUUUGUUGGUCGAUUUGGAUCAUCGUCGCUCCGCUGAUACCACAAGUAGUCUCCAUCCAAGGUUAUUGUGACUUUCACAAUUAUGGGUGAUCUGGUUGAUUUAACUGGUGAUGGAGGUGUAAUCAAGACAAUUGUAAGGAGAGCCAAAGCUGAUGCAGUUGCCCCAACAGAGAACCUUCCACUUGUUGAUGUUCAUUAUGAAGGUGUCCUUGCUGAAACCGGUGAAGUUUUUGACACUACUCAUGAGGAUAAUACUAUAUUCUCUUUUGAGCUUGGAAAGGGCACUGUAAUCAAGGCGUGGGACAUUGCCUUGAGAACAAUGAAAGUUGGGGAGGUUGCAAAAAUCACUUGCAAACCGGACUAUGCUUAUGGAAAUGCAGGUUCUGCACCAGAUAUUCCCCCCAAUGCAACUCUUGUUUUCGAGAUUGAGUUGGUGGCAUGCAGGCCACGCAAGGGUUCUAGUCUUGGCAGUGUUUCAGAUGAGAGGGCAAGGCUCGAGGAACUGAAGAAGCAGAGGGAGAUGGCUGCAGCAAUCAAAGAGGAAGAGAAGAAGAGGAGAGAAGAAGCAAAGGCUGCUGCUGCUGCCCGUGUGCAAGCCAAGUUGGAUGCCAAGAAAGCCCAAGGCAGGGGGAAAGGCAAAGCGAAAUAGGGUUGUUUCACAUAUUCUAGUGAGAUGCACCCAUCUUUGUUUCUUUAUAUAAGCCGUAAAAGUGGUACAGCCAUAGUCAACAUGGGAUCAUUUAACAUGUACAUUCAGUUGCAGACAUUAUUUAAAAGCUGCUACAGCAUUAACAUAGAAAAGUACUGCUCAAAUUCUUGAUCAA
This is a messenger RNA of Nelumbo nucifera (sacred lotus), 925 nucleotides long. RefSeq names its product FKBP-like peptidyl-prolyl cis-trans isomerase family protein. The record is from RefSeq and is a predicted model, not a curated record. Gene Ontology annotation, molecular function: peptidyl-prolyl cis-trans isomerase activity. Gene Ontology annotation, biological process: protein peptidyl-prolyl isomerization. Gene Ontology annotation, cellular component: cytoplasm. Lineage: Eukaryota; Viridiplantae; Streptophyta; Magnoliopsida; Proteales; Nelumbonaceae.